AUGGCGAAUACAAUCCAAGAGAUGCUGGGGGCAACGCCCUCUCAGCAACCCAUCCAGUACAUGGAGACUGUAGAUGCAUAUAACAAAUGGGCCGAAGUAUACGACACAGACGGCAACUUCCUCCAAGGCCUCGACACUAUUGAAAUGCGCAGUCUACUGCCCUUUUUCCUAGCAAAAGUCACAAAUGCCCAACAGCCUGUUAGAAUAAUCGACCUCGGUUGUGGAACGGGUCGAAAUACCGUCCCGUUACUCUCGAUGACAUCGUCAGAUACCAAGAUUAUAGGGCUGGAUGCAUCACCGGGUAUGCUGGAAGUUGCGCGUGGAGCACUGGAUAGAGCCAGAAACGGAGAUAGCGAUUCUCGGAUCACGCUGGGGAUUCUUGACCUACGACAGUCCCCUCCUGUGCCACCGGAGUGUGCGCUAGAUGCAGCAGGGGUCAUCUCAACGUUGGUACUAGAGCAUAUCCCGCUCAAGGAGUUCUUUGAUGGUGCUUCGGCGGUGUUGCGUGCUGGGGGUCUGUUGCUUGUUACCAACAUGCACUCGGAUAUGGGGAUGAUAAGCCAGGCGGGUUUCGUGGAUGUUGCGUCUGGGACUAAGAUUCGACCGACGAGUUACUGUCACCGGCCGGGGGAUGUGGUGGAUGCAGCAGAGAAGGCAGGGUUCCAGGUGGAGGGGUUUGAGGAGGGUGAGAAAAUUCGAGAGAGAAUGGUGGAUGAGGGGCUUGUGGAGGUGUUGGGCAAGAGGGCGAGGAAGUGGGUUGGGAUCAAGGUGUGGUUUGCCAUUUGCUUUAGGAAGAAAGCAUGA
This is a messenger RNA of Aspergillus wentii DTO 134E9, 804 nucleotides long. RefSeq names its product class I SAM-dependent DNA methyltransferase. Bases 1 to 804 code for a protein of 267 amino acids. NCBI's taxonomy places the organism in Eukaryota, Fungi, Ascomycota, Eurotiomycetes, Eurotiales, Aspergillaceae. The record is from RefSeq and is a predicted model, not a curated record. The transcript is spliced from 2 exons.